AUGGCGACGUCGUUUGAUAAAUGCAAGACGCGUCCGGCGCAUAUGGAUGCCAUUUUAAACGGACUCGACAGAUAUAACCCGGAGACAACGACCGUCUUCCAAGAUUAUAUUGUACAACAGUGUGAGGAUAGGACGUUUGAUUGCUACGCCAAUCUAGCGUUAUUGAAACUUUAUCAAUUUAACCCACACCUACUCAAUGUUGAGACAACCACCAACAUACUGGUCAAGGCCCUGACCGUCUUCCCCUCACCUGCCUUCUCUCUUUCCCUCGCGCUCCUUCCAGCCUACACACAACCUUUCCACUCAACCCCCACCCAAGGGCCAUCCGCCACCCUCCCCAUCCAAACAUCCGACUUCGUCGAGUCAGUGCAGAAGCUUGCCCGUCUCUCCACACUACUAGAGUCAGCUCAAUACGCUCUCUUCUGGUCCACAUUAAACUCAGACGACCUAUACGCUGAUUUAACUGCCGAUGUUGCUGGCUUCGAAGAGUUAAUUCGCGUCCGCAUUGCGGUGGAGGUCGGAAAGGCUUUCCGUGAAAUUAGCGCUGAGAUGUUAAUGAACUGGCUGGAUGUUAAGGGAUUGGACACCCUUGAGAAAUUCGCCGUUGAUGUUUGCGGUUGGGAAGUUGAUAAGACCGGUGCUUCUGGCGCUAAUGAUGCAAAGAACGUUAUCGUCAGAGUACCAAGGAAUAAGGAGAACGAGGCCCGCGGAGAAGUAAAGGGCGAGAAGGUCGGGAUUGAAAUGUUUGGAAGAGUUAUUAGAAGAGGCUUCGAACAGCCUGCUUAA
Molecule: messenger RNA, 786 nt
Organism: Arthroderma uncinatum
Lineage: Eukaryota; Fungi; Ascomycota; Eurotiomycetes; Onygenales; Arthrodermataceae
Exons: 2
Coding region: 1-786 (261 amino acids)
Biological process (GO): regulation of translational initiation
Cellular component (GO): cytoplasm; eukaryotic translation initiation factor 3 complex
Molecular function (GO): ribosome binding; translation initiation factor activity
Source: RefSeq, a predicted model, not a curated record